Tyto alba (common barn owl) is the source of this 1069-nucleotide messenger RNA. It is a transcript of the gene GTPBP8, whose product is annotated as GTP binding protein 8 (putative). Lineage: Eukaryota; Metazoa; Chordata; Aves; Strigiformes; Tytonidae. The transcript has 7 exons. The record is from RefSeq and is a predicted model, not a curated record. The coding region runs from base 61 to 888 and encodes 275 amino acids. Gene Ontology annotation, cellular component: mitochondrion. Gene Ontology annotation, molecular function: GTP binding.
AGGGCGGGCGGCCCCGCCCCGUGACGCGCCUUCCGGUGCCGGUGAGGGUCCCGCGCCGCCAUGCUGCUGCCGGCGCUGGGCGGCGCGGCGGGCCGGUCGCCGCCGGCCUUGGCCGCCCUGGCUCAGGUGCUGCGGCUGGAGCGGAGCCGCCGCACGGACCUCGUGUUCCCGCUGCGGAAGCUGGAGCGGUGCUUGGCUCCCGGCGCGGACACGGCGCCCUUUCGCCUCUUCCAGCCCGGGCUGCCCGCCCUGCAGCGCGCCGAGGCGUUCUUCCGGGCCGACCGCGAUCACCUCAUCGACUACGUCAGCUCCGCCGUCCGCAUGGACCACGCCCCGCCGUCCACCCUGCCCGAGGUGUGCUUCAUCGGCCGAAGCAACGUGGGGAAAUCGUCUUUAAUCCGGGCCUUGUUCUCCCUGUCGCCAGAAGUGGAGGUCAGGGUGUCAAAAACUCCGGGCCACACCAAGAAGAUGAAUUUCUUCAAAGUAGGAAAGCACUUUAUGCUGGUGGAUAUGCCAGGAUACGGCUACCGUGCCCCGCCAGACUUUGUGGAGAUGGUGGAGGUCUAUCUGCAGGAACGGCCCAACUUGAAGAGGACUUUUCUGUUAGUUGAUGGUGUAGUAGGACUCCAGAAAGCAGAUCAUAUUGCAGUAGAGAUGCUGGAAGAGUUUGGGAUUCCUUAUGUGAUGGUGUUAACAAAAAUUGACCGAGCUUCCAGGGGACUGUUGUUAAAGAACGUACUGGAGAUCCAGGAGUUUGUAAAGGAGAAAACUCAGGGAUGCUUUGCUCAGCUGUUCCUGGUCAGUUCUCUGAAGUUUUCGGGGGUUCACUUGCUAAGGUGCUUUGUAGCCCACGUUACUGGAAACCUGCCUGGUCUAGAGGCCAGCUGAAAACACUGGCGCCUGAUCUACUCAGCUCAUCCAGAACAAAAGGUGCAGCAUGGUAGCACGCCUCGCUUACAUACAUCGAGUUGUCCCCAUUCCAGGUGGGUGAAGGAAAGGACACAUCUUCAACUUUUUGAUCACUGUUGGCUUGAAACAGAGUGGAAUAAAAGACUGACAUCUAGAGGAA